This is a messenger RNA of Ceratotherium simum simum (southern white rhinoceros), 1383 nucleotides long. RefSeq names its product testis specific serine kinase 3 (gene TSSK3). Gene Ontology annotation, cellular component: cytoplasm. NCBI's taxonomy places the organism in Eukaryota, Metazoa, Chordata, Mammalia, Perissodactyla, Rhinocerotidae. Gene Ontology annotation, biological process: intracellular signal transduction; microtubule cytoskeleton organization; protein phosphorylation. Gene Ontology annotation, molecular function: ATP binding; tau-protein kinase activity. The record is from RefSeq and is a predicted model, not a curated record.
CUGGAGGGCUUUUGCCAUGGCGCCUUGACACUGGGUGGCGCAGACCCCCAGCUGCCCGAUGGGGGCGCAGGAGGAGACGGCAACCAGCUGCGAGGCAGCGUCCACCAAAGGGAGCUCGGCAUCCUGGGCCGCGCAGACACCCGUGUGCGCCGCCCCCCCGAAAAGCCUGCGACUCACUGCCUGGCGUGGAGGCGGGGGCGCACUAGUGACUUAACCCGCGCUGGGUUUGGUGGUGGUCGUUUGAGGGCAGGUACGGGCUCUGCCCAUUUUGGCUAAGGGUCACACAGCAUUUACAUCACAAUUGGGCCGGAGUUUUAAAAUGUCCGGCCAUCUCCCUUCCCACUACCCGCGGCUGCUGUGUACAGACGGAGAAUGUUCUAGCGCUGGGGGCGGCUGCGGAUGAAGUCCUUGGGGGGAAAAGUAGCUGGCCAAGGGCAAUGGUGGAGUAGAGCUGCCUCCUGGAGGCAGCAUGAGCUGAGAGGGUGAUAGGAAGGAGGCGCUAGACAGCAUGGAGGACUUUCUGCUCUCCAAUGGGUACCAGCUGGGCAAGACCAUUGGGGAAGGGACCUACUCAAAAGUCAAAGAAGCAUUUUCCAAAAAACACCAAAGAAAAGUGGCAAUUAAAAUUAUAGACAAGAUGGGAGGGCCAGAAGAGUUUAUCCAGAGAUUCCUGCCUCGGGAGCUCCAGAUCGUCCGUAUCCUGGACCACAAGAACAUCAUCCAGGUGUAUGAGAUGCUGGAGUCGGCCGAUGGGAAAAUCUACCUGGUGAUGGAGCUGGCUGAGGGAGGGGAUGUCUUUGACUGCGUGCUGAAUGGGGGGCCACUGCCUGAGAGCCAGGCCAAGGCCCUCUUCCGUCAGAUGGUCGAGGCCAUCCGCUACUGCCACGGCUGUGGCGUGGCCCACCGAGACCUCAAGUGCGAGAACGCCUUGUUGCAAGGCUUCAACCUGAAGCUGACUGACUUUGGCUUCGCCAAGGUGCUGCCCAAGUCACGCCGGGAGCUGAGCCAAACCUUCUGCGGCAGCACAGCCUAUGCUGCCCCUGAGGUGCUGCAGGGUAUUCCCCAUGAUAGCAAGAAGGGUGACGUCUGGAGCAUGGGUGUGGUCCUGUACGUCAUGCUCUGUGCCAGCCUACCUUUUGACGACACAGACAUCCCCAAGAUGCUGUGGCAGCAGCAGAAGGGCGUGUCCUUCCCCACUCAUCUGGGCAUCUCGGCUGACUGCCAGGACCUGCUCAAGCGGCUCCUGGAACCAGACAUGACUCUCCGGCCUUCCAUCGAAGAAGUUAGUUGGCAUCCAUGGCUAGCAAGCACUUCGUAAAAGCAAUGGCAAGUCCUCCCCAAUAAAGUAGGGGGAGAAAGCAAACCCAAAACCCGCUUCUAAAA